AGCAGCAGAAGUUUUCUUUAAACAGUCUCUGUUGUCCGUCCUGCUGCGCGCGCGCGCACACACAAAACCCCUUGUCAAAAUGUUUUCGUGACUCAGACGCUGCCUCUGGCUCGGCUGGACCCGCCAUGUAGCAUGCGCGCGCUGGACGGAGCUCUGCGGGGAUACUUUCACUGGAUCGUUGAGGUUCGGCAGCUGCAGAGCGCGCGGCUGGCUGGUCUGGUCUGGUGUGCGGGAUCCGGUGAGCGCCGGGGCGGACUGGCCGCACCAUGCUCCGGCCGUGGGCUGCGCUGUGGAUCACAGCUGUGCUCCUGUGUCGGGCGGUGGCACAGUACUCCAGCGACCAGUGUAGCUGGCGAGGAAGUGGUUUGAGCCAUGAGUCUCAUCGCAGAGAUGUGGAGCAGGUCUACCUUCGCUGCUCUCAGGGCUUUCUGGAGUGGCUCUACCCCACUGGGGCCAUCAUUGUCAACCUGCGACCAAACACUGUGUCUUCAUCAGGACGCAUGGCAGGUCUCCAUGUGUGCAUCAAACCCCAUACUUACUCCCAGGGUUCUCAUGUGUAUCUGGAGCGUGCCGGGGAUCUGAAGCUGCUGCUGGCAGAGACAGACCAGGCUCAGGGCACAGUGCAUUGUUUCAGCCUGGCAGAGGGGGCUCUCUUUGUGGAAGCCAUCCCACAGACAGACAUCAGCCGGAGAAUCACGGCUUUCCAGUAUGAACUGGUGCCCAGUCAGGGGCCUGGGGCACACAUGUACCCGUUCCUGCACCCUGGUGAAGUCACCUGUAAACCCUGUUCGGAUGAAGAGGUCCUCAUGGCUGUGUGUACCAGUGACUUUGCUGGAAGUGGCAUCUUUCGAGGUGUGACAUCAAGUACUAAAGACCACUCCCCUGUUGUGGUGACCCUGAGCCGGCUGUUUCGUCAGAAGAGUGGGGUGUUUGUUUGGGGUGGAGCCAGAGGGCGGGGCUGGACUGGACGUGUCAAUAUUCCCUCAGAGUGCAGUGUCCAUCCUGUAGGGGAUGAGUUCCUUUUGACUGGCUCUGUCCAUUUUGGCGAAGCCUGGCUUGGCUGUGCACCUCGCUACAAGGACUUCCUGAAGCUGUACGUCAGAGCACAGAAAGCUGGAACAAACCCCUGUCAAAUAGACACAGACUGAGACAUCAGAACAGGCUGAAAUUUGGAGGACGGAGCGACAUUAUCUUUGAGGCUGUCAGAGAGACAAGCAGGAUUACAGUCCCCUGGCCAUCACUAAAGGCUACUUCUGCAGACUCUGAAGAGCUGUGCAACUUACUUUUGCCUUGCAGCAGAAAACACAGUUGGACAUUUGGAACAUUUUUGUAGCUGCAUAAACUCAAAUGUCCCCAUUUGACUCUACUUGUAUACUGUGUGUAUAAAUGUGUUUGUGCGUGAGUGAGACAGCCAUUGAAUGAGCGAGGGAAUGGAUGAUAAGCUUAAAUUAAAUUUGUGCCCAACUGCUUAAAGUUUUUAUUGUCAUGACGAUACUGCAUGUGUGAUCAUUCUUGAAAUGAAAGUUUGCUUUGUAAAAAGCUUUCUGUAAAAUUUAGGAGUCUUCUGACAGAAGUGUACUGUAUGCAGCUCUGUGAGUCUUUAUGUACUAAGUUUGUGUUUGUGUGUGUGUGCGUGUUUCGCUAUAUAUGAGUUCAAAGGGUCUUUAUAUUUACAGAAAAUAAAAUGCAGUCCCUCA
Molecule: messenger RNA, 1697 nt
Organism: Toxotes jaculatrix (banded archerfish)
Lineage: Eukaryota; Metazoa; Chordata; Actinopteri; Toxotidae
Gene: metrnlb
Product: meteorin like, glial cell differentiation regulator b
Exons: 5
Coding region: 267-1148 (293 amino acids)
Biological process (GO): positive regulation of brown fat cell differentiation; energy homeostasis
Molecular function (GO): hormone activity
Source: RefSeq, a predicted model, not a curated record